Molecule: messenger RNA, 2234 nt
Organism: Annulohypoxylon truncatum
Lineage: Eukaryota; Fungi; Ascomycota; Sordariomycetes; Xylariales; Hypoxylaceae
Product: prion-inhibition and propagation-domain-containing protein
Exons: 2
Coding region: 319-2121 (600 amino acids)
Biological process (GO): protein phosphorylation
Molecular function (GO): protein kinase activity; ATP binding
Source: RefSeq, a predicted model, not a curated record
ACUUAAUCUAGUUUUUCUGCAUGUGAUUGUCUACCUUUUCCUUUCAGCACUAGGUUUUCCGUGUAGUAUAUUAAUGUCUAAAGUCUCGCAUUGUUGUGUAUCAAGACUCGGUCAUGGUGGGGAUGAUCAGGGGGCGAUGUGCUUGCAGAUACAUGGAUCCCCUCGUGAGGCAAAUUCGCGAUGAUAGUCCUAUAGGCUCAUUCAGUGUGUUGUUACAUAUGAAUAUACCUAGGGUAAUUCCAAUUUCAUUGUGAGAUUUACUGGUCCGAAACAUCUCGACUACUUUCCUUGAGCGUCGCCAGUGUACACGUAAGGACCAUGGAUCCCGGUACCGCAUUGAGCGUGGUAUCUUUAGCAUUCCAAGUCUUUUCUGGGUGUAUAAAGGGGUGUCAGCUACUAUUGGAUGCGAAGAACUUACCUCAGAAAUAUGGCUAUCUUCGACAUCGUCUUCGUCUGGAGCAGCUUAAGUUGUUGGAUUGGUGGGAUGCAUCUGGUUUUAUAGCAGAGACUGCGUUCGAAGACACUCAAUUGGAUGAGAGAAAACAGACUAUGGUUGAUUCUUUGCUCCAGAUAAGGUCUAUAACGCUUGAUAUCAGCCGGAUCAAGGAUCGUUACGAUCUCUCUUUGAAAGUCUCGGAUGAAGGUCGGGGGAACGAUGCCGCAGUUUCAGGAGGUUUUCUCGAAUUUAACUCUUCGGGGACUCCAAGCAAGAGAGAUAAACUACGCGAGAAGUCUCUUAGAUAUGCUGAUGCUGUUCUGAAAUGCCCGAUAGGACUCCGAUGGGCUGUGUUCGAUGCUGCUAAAUUUGAGCAGCUCCUGGCUCGGUUCUCUGAACUCAACAAUUCUAUGCAUUUAUCUUUGGAGUUAGACCAAAGGCGACAUUAUAUGAGACUUCAGGAAACGUCUCACAUACAGAUUUUACAAGUACACGACAAGUUAGAUCAAAUUGUUGAGCUCAUUCAGUCGCUCCGCUUAUCCCCACAUUGUGAUUUAACGAGUUCAUCGCAGGGUUUAGAUCAAGGUGUACCUAACACCUUAGAACGCCUCGCUCGGUUCAAGGCCCUCAGCAUGGCGGCUAGUCGUGGGGAACUUCCCUGUGAAGAUGAUGUGAUGGUACAAGUCGGCCUCGAAAUCCCGUCACCAGGGGACCUCGAGCUCCUUCUCUCGCAGAUUGAGUUACAUGGAGGUCAAAGACAACAUGGCAACCAGAGGGUUACUGGGAAAUAUGGCGACACUCCUAUAUGGGUUGAAUGGAAGGGGUACGACGAAAAUACCACUACAUUGGAGUACCGCUCCGUUGGAAAUCGAAUUACGCGCCUUGCUGCAUUGCUCCUCAAGCAUCCAGAUACACCUCAAGAGCUUAGGCUCCCAACCUCUCUGGGUUACGUCCAUGAUCCUGCUUCAGCUAGAUUCGGAAUCGUGUUCGAGUUGCCGGCCUUGACAGAGACGUCGGUCCCACCGUCUCUAUAUGACCGAUUUCAGAUUGUCGCGAAGCCCUCGUUAACUACGAGAUUGAACAUUGCGCGGAAACUCGUAAUAGGUUUGGAGUAUAUCCAUGCGAUGAAAUGGCUGCAUAAAGGUCUGCGGAGUGACAAUAUUCUGUUCCUGGCACCUUCUGACCGAGACUGGCUAUCUUUCUGUCUCUCUGGGUUUGAUUACUCUCGGCCAGCUAAUCCGAAUGAGAUGACGGAGCUUCCGAGCGACAAUAGAGAACAUGAUUUGUACCGACAUCCUGAUAUUCAAUUUGACGUUCCUAGAGACGGCGAAUACGGGUACAAGGAGAAACACGACAUAUAUAGUCUAGGGGUGAUAUUGAUGGAGAUUGGUUUGUGGCAGCCCAUUCAUCAAUUCCUUGGAAUUUCUUUAAAUCGGUUCAUCCGACGUCCAAUUAUAAGAGGAGUUCGCUGUAACCUCCUGAAGCCCGAAUCACUCGCAAUCUUGGAGUCGGAGACUGGGGAACGAUACACAGAUGCUGUCAAGUUAUGCUUGACUGGAAACCUAGGGGGCCUAACAAGCGGGCGGGAAAGUUUCGUAUUCUCGGAGGAGGGUGAUAAACUAGAAGAGUCUUCAACAGGGUGUCUGCAGAUGGUGCAAGAAAUCUUGCAAAGUAUCAAGUUAUGAAAGAAUGGGGGCGUGCUACCAAAUCAGCACGGAUGCCCACAGUAACAGGAUGUCUUGCCAACGCCAGCCAACUUAAACACCCAGAUUCCGAGGAAUAUCAACUCACUUGGUUA